Scaptodrosophila lebanonensis is the source of this 1428-nucleotide messenger RNA. RefSeq names its product protein giant (gene gt). Bases 1 to 1428 code for a protein of 475 amino acids. Gene Ontology annotation, cellular component: nucleus. The record is from RefSeq and is a predicted model, not a curated record. Lineage: Eukaryota; Metazoa; Arthropoda; Insecta; Diptera; Drosophilidae. Gene Ontology annotation, molecular function: RNA polymerase II cis-regulatory region sequence-specific DNA binding; DNA-binding transcription factor activity, RNA polymerase II-specific. The transcript is spliced from 3 exons. Gene Ontology annotation, biological process: regulation of transcription by RNA polymerase II.
AUGUUGAUGCACGAGAAACUGAUUACUGGGCAAUUUUUUGACCUAAAAACUGAUCGCAAGCCUUUGCUGCACCACCAUCAUCACCACCACCAGCUGCAGCACAACCAAUUGCAGCAGCCUUUACUUCAUCAGCAGCAACAACAACACCACCAUCAUCAUCAUCUGCACCAACAGCAGCCACAGCCGCAAUCUCAUUUGGCGCUGCCAAAAAUGGAUUUGUACACAGCCUAUGCCUAUCAGCAACAGUUGCUGGGCAGUGCAGCCGCUGCCGCCGCUCUGAGCCAGCAGCAGCAGCAACAACAACAACACCCCGUGGCCGCUGAAGUCCUCGAUCUGUCGCGUCGUUGUGACUCCGUGGAGACACCGCCACGUAAGACGCCCUCACCCUAUCAGACGAACUACAGCUACGGCAGUGGCUCACCCACAGCCUCGCCCACCGCCAUACCCAGCAACUUGCUCUAUUCCGCCCAAGCUGCAGUUGCCGCUGUGGCCCAACAGCAGCAGCAGCAGCAACAACAACAGCAGCAGCAACAGCUAGCCUCGCUUUAUCCAGCGCUCUAUUAUGGCAACAUCAAGCAGGAGCCUUCGGUGGCCAACGGUACGCCCAAGGCAGCCACGGCUAGCCUAUUACAAACGUUCGCCGCCGCUUCGGCUGCAGCUGCAGCCGCUGCUGCCUCCUCAUCGCCUCGUCCAGCAUCCAAUGCCAGCACCAUGCAGAUCGAUGUACUCGAGGCGCCACAGUCGCCCCCAGCACAGAAUAGCGAUGUGUCAGCCACCGCCACCUCCUUGGUUGCCACCACGCCCACCAGCAGCACCACAAGCACAUUGCCCGAUGCGGUCAAGAGCACGCGGCCCUUCAAGGCCUUUCCACGUGAUCCGCUGGUAAUUGCCGCAAACUUUGCCGCCACUGAUGUGCUCCUCGAUAAUCCUCGCGUCGAACGCUACACUGAAUAUCGUAAACGAGUGCUGGAACAGAUUCGCAGCUCUAAUGGUGGAUCACGCACAGUGACCAAUCCAAAAAUGCGACGCACGAACUCACGCAGCGGCAGCGUCAAUGAGGGCUCCUCAUCCAACAACAACAGCGAGAGCGAGGAUCGUGCCGCGGCCGAGGAAAGCAGCGAUUGUGACUCGCAUGCGGGUAACUUUGAGAACAAUAACAACAACAGCAGCAGCAGCAGCAGCAACAACAACAGCUCGACAUUCAACUCAACCAGCGGCCAGGGACAGAUCAAGGAUGCGGCCUAUUAUGAACGACGCCGCAAGAAUAAUGCCGCGGCCAAGAAGUCCCGCGAUCGCCGCCGCAUCAAGGAGGACGAGAUCGCUAUACGUGCCGCAUAUCUGGAGCGUCAGAACAUUGAGCUGCUCUGCCAGAUCGAUGCCCUGAAGGCGCAACUGGCCGCCUUCACCGCCAAGGUGGCGGCUGUCUAG